Molecule: messenger RNA, 828 nt
Organism: Caenorhabditis remanei
Lineage: Eukaryota; Metazoa; Nematoda; Chromadorea; Rhabditida; Rhabditidae
Exons: 10
Coding region: 1-828 (275 amino acids)
Source: RefSeq, a predicted model, not a curated record
AUGGCACUUGUCCCUAAUUCUCCACCACACCAGAAUAAGAAAAAAACAACUAGCCCGGUCAUUGUCUUGCCACCUUUUUUGAAAUUGAACGAGCAGAAUGUUAUCACAAUUGUUAAUGAAAAAUCAGUAAAAUCAGUUGUGCAAAUAGAUCAUGGAGGAGAAAAGACUAAUAAAGAAAUUCAAGGUGAUGUACAAAUGAUUUCAUUUCAUACCAGUUCAAGUCAACCCACUGCACAUAUCAUGAUUAAGGUUGACGGAAAAAUAGAACUGAAUACAAAUAUUCCAGUGCGACCAGAUUUAUUCAAUGUUCAUAUUCAUAUCGACAAAACUAUUUAUCGGAAAUCGGAGACAGUGCACGUACGUAUUCUACCACUCACACAUUCUGGAAGUAUUUAUCGUGGCGAUCUCAGCAUUUGUCUUGUGAACGGAAAAGGAUUUGUUGAAUCUUCAACACUAAGAACAAGAAAAGUAGAUGAAACCAACUCCAUGAUUAUUGAACAACUGGAAAUUCCAUCUCAUACUUUCUUUGGUGACUGGGUGGUGAAAGUGCAACCAGUGGAAAUUGGAUCCAAGAGAUCGGACGAUUUGUUGACUUUUGGAAAAGUGUUCCAAGUACAAGAUUAUGAUCUUCCAAACUACAGACUUUACGGAUUCUUAACUGAUAGUAGCAAUUUGGAUGAUACCAAAAUAACAAUCGAAGCAAAAGCAUUCUACGCCAAGAGCACAAACUUUCCAAUUCUCGCCGUAUUAGACACCAAAACGAUGACACAUAAGUUCAUGUGUACUGCCGCGAGGUUGGAUCUUCAUCGCAAGACCGCAGUCAUCUGA